CCAGAAGAAGAGCAUUCUAUCAGACACAAAACCUCUGAGCACCCCCACGCCAUGUGCCUCCCUCUCCCUGUGUGUUCAAGCCUCGCUGACUAUGGAUUAACUACAGUUACGGUUAAAAUCUGUAAACAAUGGAGAAUAUCUCAGUUUACCAUGGGAACAUUAGCCGUGAAGAUGGAGAAAAACUUCUAUGCGAGGCUGGAAAAGAUGGAAGCUACUUACUACGUGAUAGUGAGACAAAACCUGGCAUGUAUUGUCUUUGUGUCCUCCAUAAAGACGUCAUAUACACUUACAGAGUGUUCAAAACAACGACUGGGUCCUGGUCAGCAGAGGCAGCACCAGGGGUUCCAAAAAGAAUGUUCAGGAAGAUUCAGAAUUUGAUCUCUGCUUACGCGAAACCAGGUCAAGGCAUUGCAACACACCUGCAGUACCCAGUUGAGAGGAAAAUAUCUGAAAAAGCAAAAGAAGCCGCUUACAGAAGAUUAGACAGGAGGACAGGGGACUCCAGUCCUUUAUGCCUCCCCACCAGCAUGUCCAGAGCAACUCAAAGAGAGGUUAACAAAGGACAUGGACAGCGUUGUCUACAGGAAAUUUGUGUCUGAGAAAAUAGUAUUAUGUACAUUUUAUACUUGUCUAUAUAGAAAAUGUGAUCAUAUGCUGUAUCUGUGUUUAAAAGAAAUACUUUAUUUAGGUAGUGUGAACUCCGGUUGAUAUGCUAACACUUUAUAGAUCUGUUCAUUAAACAUGAUAUAUGCAAAUUAUGUUUCCUGUGCUCUUGAUCACCAGUAAAAAUGAGAUAAUCAGUCAUUCA
Messenger RNA from Hyla sarda, 808 nucleotides. RefSeq names its product SH2 domain containing 1A (gene SH2D1A). The coding region runs from base 129 to 599 and encodes 156 amino acids. The transcript is spliced from 6 exons. The record is from RefSeq and is a predicted model, not a curated record. NCBI's taxonomy places the organism in Eukaryota, Metazoa, Chordata, Amphibia, Anura, Hylidae.